Messenger RNA from Hippocampus zosterae (dwarf seahorse), 5347 nucleotides. It is a transcript of the gene elmo2, whose product is annotated as engulfment and cell motility 2. The transcript has 23 exons. Gene Ontology annotation, biological process: cell motility; actin filament organization. The record is from RefSeq and is a predicted model, not a curated record. Bases 647 to 2818 code for a protein of 723 amino acids. NCBI's taxonomy places the organism in Eukaryota, Metazoa, Chordata, Actinopteri, Syngnathiformes, Syngnathidae.
CUGUUAGAGGAGCGACACUUCUGAUUCGACUUUACGGCUUACGGACUUUGCCAUUGAGAGCAACUUUAAUCCGUUGCGACAAGACAAGGGACGUUUAGCUAACCUCAUUUAGUCGGUGUUACUGGUUGGGGCUGAAUGAAUAUCUCGAGGUUACAUCCGGUUCAGCAUCAGACAGUCAAAGCCCCGUAUAAUGCUUUUCCUUCCGGCGUCGUCUGGAACUGCGACUCAAACUCUGCUUCUUAUAACAGUUCCAUUAAUUAAUGUAAUGCGAGCUUCUUAUCUUCAUAUCUCACCGUCACACACACAGGCAUGUCUACCGGGAGCUGGACAACAACACUGCUUACAAUCGACCAUCUCAUCGCAGGCGCGGGCGGACACACUAUUUCGUUUAUGGUAAACGGGCUUGUCUUGAAAGGCUUUUUAAAAAACAAUACAAUAUGGUAAAUUUGUUGUCAUUCAUCUGCACUGGCGUCGUUUUAAUGUAGGGGGCGCUACAGCCCACUAGCUAAGGGAAAGUUAGACACUUCCUGUCAGACUCGCCGAAAUUAAAAUGAAACUGCACGGGGAACUUAGACUGCGGUUCCUAGAGCAGUGGUGCGCAACAGAGUGACCCCAUCCACACUUCUCCAUUAGCUAAAAGGCAGCCAUGCCCCCACCUGCUGACAUCGUGAAGGUCGCCAUCGAAUGGCCGGGUGCAAACGCUCAGCUUAUUGAGAUGGACCAGAAAAGACCUUUGACCUCAAUCAUCCGUGAAGUCUGUGACGGAUGGUCUUUAUCAGGCUCCGAACAGUUUGCUCUGCGAUAUGCCGAUGGUCCUCAGCUUUAUAUCACUGAACAGAGUCGCAGUGAAAUAAAGAACGGGACCAUCCUUCGAUUAGCCGUUUCACCCGGCCGUGCUGCUCGUCAACUCUUGGAGCGAAUCCAAUCUCAUGGGAUUGACGCUCGCUUAGAGGCUCUAAAGGAGCUGGCCAAGCUGUCCGCAGACCCCACGUUUGCCGCGGAGUUUAUCAAUAUGGAGGGGAUUGGGACCUUGGCCCGUCUGGUCGAGAGCGGCACCCACUUUGGCGAAAUGCUGGCGUUCACUCUGACUGCAUUUCUGGAGUUAAUGGAUCACGGCAUUGUAUCCUGGGAUCUUAUCUCGCUCUCCUUCAUCAAGCAGAUCGCAGGCUAUGUGAACCAGCCCAUGGUGGAUGUGUCCAUCCUGCAGCGCUCACUGGCCAUCCUGGAGAGCAUGGUACUCAACAGCCACAGCCUCUACCACCGGGUGGCUCAGGAGAUCACCGUGGGACAGCUCAUCGGGCACCUGCAAGUGUCAAACCAAGAGAUUCAGACUUAUGCCAUCGCCCUCAUCAAUGCUCUUUUCCUCAAAGCACCCGAGGAUAGACGGCAGGAGGUGUACGCUAACCCGCUGGAGCAGCACCUUACCGAAAUGGCAAGCACCUUGGCCCAGAAGCACUUGCGGUCCAUCAUUCUUAACCACGUCAUACGAGGAAAUCGACCAAUCAAAGCAGAGAUGGCCCAUCAGCUGUACGUACUGCAGGUGUUGACAUUUAAUCUUUUGGAGGAACGAAUGAUGACCAAGAUGGAUCCUAAUGACCAGACCCAAAGAGAUGUCAUUUUCGAGCUGCGGAGGAUUGCCUUUGAUGGAGAAAAUGACCCCACCGGCACAGAAAAAAGAAAGGCGUUGUAUGCUAAGGAUUAUAAAAUGCUAGGUUUCACAAACCAUGUGAACCCUGCUAUGGAUUUCACUCAGACCCCCCCUGGGAUGUUAGCUUUGGACAACAUGCUGUACCUGGCCAAGGUGCAUCAAGACACGUACAUCCGUAUUGUUCUCGAAAACAGUAGUCGCGAAGAUAAGCACGAGUGUCCCUUCGGCCGGUGUGCCAUCGACCUCACUCGGAUACUCUGUGAGAUACUCCAAGUUGGAGAAUUACCUAAUGAGGGCUGCAAUGACUACCAUCCCAUGUUCUUCACUCACGACCGAGCAUGGGAGGAAUUCUUCUGCAUCUGCAUCCAGCUGCUCAAUAAAACCUGGAAGGAGAUGAGGGCCACCUCCGAGGACUUUAAUAAAGUCAUGCAGGUGGUCCGAGAGCAGAUCACCAGGGCCCUGGCCAUGAAGCCCUCGUCCUUAGACCAACUGAAGAACAAGCUGCGAGGUCUCAGCUACUCAGAGAUCCUGCGACUACGACAGUCUGAAAGAAUGAGCCAGGAUGACUUUCAGUCUCCGCCCAUCAUUGAGUUGCGAGAGAGAAUCCAGCCUGAGAUUCUGGAGCUCAUUAAACAGCAACGACUCAAUCGGCUGUGCGAGGGCAGCUGUUUCCGAAAAGUGGGAAACCGCCGAAGGCAAGAGAAAUUUUGGUUCUGCAGACUCUCCCUUAAUCACAAAGUGCUGCACUACGGGGACUUGGAUGAAUCACCUCAGGGUGAAGUGCCUUUUGAGAUGCUCAGCGACAAGAUUCCCGUCUCCGACAUCAAGUCUGUGGUGACUGGGAAGGACUGCCCUCAUAUGAAAGAGAAAAGUGCUCUGAAACAAAACAAGGAGGUGCUGGAGUUGGCUUUCUCUGUCCUUUAUGAUCCGGAUGAGACGCUCAACUUUGUUGCGCCCAACAAGUAUGAGUAUUGCAUCUGGACGGACGGCCUGUGCGCGCUGCUGGGCAGAGAGAUGAGCAGCGACCUGACACGCAGUGACCUCGACACACUUAUCAGCAUGGAGAUGAAGCUCCGCCUCCUCGACCUUGAGAACAUCACAAUCCCGGAGGCCCCACCCCCUGUUCCGAAGGAGCCAAGCUCUUAUAAUUUCACUUACAACUAUAGCUGAGAUGUGUUGAUUGUAAAGCAAUUUAGCAACGGUCAAGAAUGUGCAUAUUAUCUCUUUCAACGAAUCCUGCCGUGUGCGAUUUCGAAAAGGCUACAGUGGAACCUCCAAUGGCAAUGUUCUAAUUUCAAAAGUGUGUUUUUUCCAGACACAAACUGGCACUAUAAUAAGAUUUUUAUUUAUCCCAGGCAAUGUUUUAAUUAACCUCAAAACUAACUGUAAUGGAAGUCCAAAUUCAAGUAAAUAUUGCAUAUUAAAACUAAAGUUAUGUACAGUAAAUUUGCAAAUUCACCGAUCCACGGAUUUUAUUUUGUUAAACCUCUGUUAAUCAAUAAGAUAUUUACCCUGCUCCAAAUCCAUAAAUCCAUUGACUCCCGCAUACAAAUUUUUUGGCACCUGCCGCAGUCGCAUAUUUGCAGUUUCUUUUGUUUUUUUAAAUUCUGUUUUAUUUUCCAAUACAAUUCAGUCAGCAUCAAUUAUACUAAAAUUUCCUCUGCUAAUUAAAAAAUAAUAAUAAUGGUGGUACCAUGUACUUUGGUCUCAUCUUGUGGUGCCUUGGUGCCAAGAAACUAUGUGAAAGUGUAUUGAGGAGCUUCAUUUAGAGAAUCGUAGUGCUUUUACGACAUCUUCUGUCACACUGCCGGUCGGAAGUUUAGGAACAUGAGAUGCGCGGACAUAUUUAGGUCACCAGCAAUUAUCGCCAGCUCAUUUAAUGAUGGUACCCCUUUGUUUUCUGUUAGCACACCGGCCAAGAGUAGUGGCAAGGUCCCACGCGGAUCGCCGUUUCCUUUCGUGAUGCGAGAUGUGAGUGUUGUAUUUAAUUAAAGAAAGGAGUGGAGCCACUUCCAUUGAUGGCGAAUGCAGUCGGCGGUGUUCAUGGCUUGCGUGCGUCUGUGAAAUUGCCAAUGCCGUCUCGAAACCACCUCCGCCUUGAUUUCUAAUGCGUGUCACACCACACAUGCGGCAGUUCCAAAAAUUAGAGCCCUUGUUUAAUUCUUGAGUGGAAGUCUCACAAGAUUUUAGUGUUCAAUCUCCCAACACUAGUUUUGAAUUUGAGGAUCAGACCCCCCCCCCCCCCACCCCCACCCUCCUAGAUAACGGAACAACUUUUGGGGCGUUCAACGAUGGAAGUUUCACUGUAGCUAUCUUUUCCUUUGUUGUUUACAUUUUUUAUUUGCAAUUGUAUGAAUCUCAUCUGAAACUAGUACGCUUUACACAGUGCGUGUGCAUGUGUGUGUGUCCGAGUCUGAAUUAUCUCCAAACACUGGUCCGCAAAACUGAAUGGCCGAACUCCCCCACACUCCCAACUGAACAAUUCAAAGGCCCGUCUUGAUGGUGAAUCGCAGGACAGAUCGAGACCAAUAACCGAGACACUUUCAAUUCACGUUUGAUUUUGGAAUGUGUGGAAGAAGCCCCACAAAAGCACGGGGGAGAACACACAAGCUCCAAACAGGAAGGCCAGAGCCAAGAUUCAAAUACAGAACCUCUAAACUGUGAGGAACGUGCUACCUUACCUACAAUACAAUAAUAUCUUUGUCGGACAAUGUUUAGGAAUACAGUAUUAUUAUUCUAUACCUUUGUUAAUUCAUCCAUUAGCCCUCACAAGGAGGUCUGUCAUGUGUUUUAAAACUGAACACAGUUUAUUGUACUAUGUACAUAUAAUCAGGUUUGUUUGUUUUUUUUCAUAGGUGCACACUGUACUUAAAACUAAAAAUAGGAUUGCAAUUCUGGCAACGGUCAGAAAUGCAUUUGAUACUUAUUUUGAAAAAUGCCUCUAAAAAUAUAUAUAAAUUGCCAAAUGUCGGAUGAUUGUAGACUUUUAUUUGUCGUUUUGGUUAGGUGACCCAAAAAAAAGGACACUAACCACACUUUUUUUUGUCUUUGUAAUUUAGUGACCGUUAUGGUACAAACACUGCACUGGUUUGAAAAUAGUUUGUCAUCUUGUCAAUGUCGAAUUGAGGUCAAAUCAUGAUCAAUCGAUGAUGUCGUUUGUUAAUGCUGAAUCAAAUUAUAUUUUUGUAAAUGAUUGUACACUGUGAGGAGAAUGGUAUUGAAAUAACAUAACACAUUUGUGAUAAUGCUUUUUUUUUUUUUUCUUUUUUAAAGCAAGCAGUUUUUGUUGGUUUGAGGUCUUUACCAUGCUGCAUUGACCACAAUGUUACAAAACAUUUUGGACCAUCUUUUGACUUUUUUUGGUAUUUUAUGUUAGUAUUAGGCACUUUACCAGACAAUGAUGAUGUCAAAGUUAACAUUUUGUGCUGUAUGGCUAAAGGGUAUUACAAAUCCCACUACUAUUGAUGCUGUGUGUAGUGGGGAAAAGUGUCUGUUUUAAACUAUUAAUGAGUGUUGUAAUAGUUUCAUAUUUUUAUGGAUAAGUAAGCUGCUAUCUCCGAAUUCUAGUUGAAUUGAACUGCAGUGACUGAAGGUCUUUUAAUUAGAUAGGCUAACGGUACGGUUUUGCAUAUGGUACUUUUCUCCACUUGCUUGUAACAGUCUUGAAUAAGGUGUUGAUUUACAAAUACAAUCUGCCCC